AUGGCGACGCCGGAUGAAACUACAAACAAAAUGGCGCAACUCAAGCGAAAACGGAAAACUAUUCGCGGUAAUAUUACUCGUUUUUCUGUUGAAAUAAGUAAAAUAAAAGAUGAUUCUUCAAUUGAAGAUGUGGAAUAUACUUGUAAUCGUUUAACUACUACCUUAAAUGAAAUGAAAAUAACGGAUAAUGAAAUACACAAUUUACUUUCUGAUGAAGAAUACGAAAACGAUAUUUUACAAUGUGAAAGCUAUAACGAUAAUGCUGAAUUCGCGAUUUUUAAAGCCAAAAAAAUAAUUCAAAAUAAAUUAGCGCCAACUACAAAUAACUUUACUGAUUUGGCUAUUAAUGACAAUAAUUUGGCGAUGAAUUUAAACCCUUGUAUUACAACGCCUGCUAUUCAAUCGUAUACUGUAAAACUGCCUACAAUUAAACUAGAACCGUUUAACGGCGAUGUAGAACUUUGGCAAAGUUUUUGGGAACAAUUUCAGUCUUCCGUAGAUAAUAAUCCAAAUCUUUCGGUAAUUGAUAAACAUGUUUUUUUAAGAGGAUAUUUACAAGAUGAACCAAAACGAUUGGUAGAUGGCAUAAGCAUUAUUGCCGAUACAUAUGAAGCUACUAAAAAACUGCUUAUGGACAAAUAUGGCGAUAAAAACAGAAUCAUUCAAGCUCAUUUGGACUUUUUAGAAAAUUUGACGCCAAUACGAAAUCCAUCACCGACUUCACUAAACGAAGUUUUUAUUGAGUGUAAUAGAAGAUUACAAGCUCUACGUGCCUUGGGAGAGGAUGUUAAUUUUUAUGGCCGAAUUUUAACUCCUAAAAUUUUACGAGCAUUUCCGGAUGACAUUUGCCGCUGUUGGAUCAUUUUUGCGAAACGACAGAAAAUUUCGGAAGGUGACAUAACAAAAUUAAUACAAUUUCUCUCGGAAGAAGUAGAAGGUGCACUUACUACUCUGAAAAUUAGAGACGGUGGGAGUCAGUCUAGCUUCAUUCAUCCUAGUUUGAUUGACUUCCUGCAACUGGAAAUCACUAGCUCAGAAAAAUUGAACCUUCAAGCAUUCGAAUCUAUUUCAACAAACACUGAAACGAGACGGAGGGUCAAAUUUAUCUUGUCAAGCAUUUGGAGCAACUCAAAAAUAAAUAUACAAGCAUUUGAAAGUUCGAAUACUUAUGCCUUUCAUCCAUCUACUCCACAACCUGUCUCUUCUUUUGCUCAUAGUCAAAAGUUGAAACUUGCUGAUCCAUCAGACAGCUUAAACGACUUACCUAUAGAAAUUCUGAUAGGUGCUGAUUUUUAUUGGACUAUAGUGCAUACUAAAUCUCCUAUCAGACUUUCGGCGACUCAUGUGUUAAUACCUACAGUAUUUGGAUGGAUUCUUUCCGGCAACCGUUCGUUCACUACUAUAGCAUAUUCUUCUGUUUCUUCAGUUCUCAACAUUAGCUCAGAAACUUUGGUACGUGAUCUGGACGAUCACGCGAGACGAUUUUGGGACUUGGAAACAAUUGGCAUUAAAACUAUGCAGGAUAAAGGGAUGACUAUUCGUAAUUCUGAAAUUUUAAGUGAUUUUCACAAUUCAUUUUGCAAAGUUGAUGGCCGCCGUGUUGUAAAGUUACCAUGGAAACCAGAGGUGAUUCUUUCAUCGAAUAAUUACGAAAUAGCACUCAAACGAUUUCAAAUACUCCGUAACAAACUCUUUACUCAUUCAGACUUAAGAGAUAUUUAUACAGAACAGAUGCAAAAUUAUAUCGAUAACCAAUAUGUUGAACUUGCUGAUAAUAGUCCUUGCAACGAAUCAAAACUAUUUUACUUGCCUCAUCAUAUAGUGAAAAAACAAAAGAAUGACGAAAAGAAAUGGCGAAUUGUAUUUGACGCUUCUUCUCAUACACCAGGACAUCCUUCCUUAAAUGAUGCUCUUGAGCAGGGUCCUAAUUUGCUUCCAGAAAUAUUUGCAACAUUGUUACGAUUUCGACUUCACAAAUUCGCAAUCACAAGCGACGGACGUCAAGCAUUCUUGCAACUUAUUUUGGAUGAAGAGGGUAGAAACUGUACUAGGUUCCUGUGGUUUAGGACGGAAAAGGAUGCAAACGGAAAAAUACAUUUGCGAAAUGAAAUACUUACUUAUCGUUUUUCACGUUUACCUUUUGGAUUGACUUCUAGUCCUUUUUUGCUUUCUGCCACUCUUCGUGAAUUAGCUAAUAUGCACUCUGAUUCCUACCCUACUGCAGCUAAACACCUGGAGAAUAAUAUUUUCAUGGACGACUUUGUUAUGGGAGUGGAUACUGCUGAACAAGCAACAAUUCUUUACCAAGAAAUGCAAGAUUUAAUGACACAGAUAAGUUUACCUUUGGCUAAAUGGAGUACAAACUCCAAGAACCUACAGGCUAUUUGGGAACUAAAGGAUAUCAUCUUCAAAUGCAAUACGCAAGUAUUGGGAAUUAACUGGAAUACCAAAGAAGACGUGUUUCAUACAGAUAUAAACGAAAGUGUUUAUCAGUUUGCUGUUCCUGCAACAAAACGUUUACUUCUUAAAAUUGUAUCAAAGUUGUAUGAUCCUUUAGGCCUCUAUGCACCAGCAAUAGUAGUUGGAAAAAUUCUUUUUCAAACCACGUGGCUCAUGGGAGUUCAAUGGGACAAAAUUCUUCCUCCAGGCAUUGCCGCAAGCUUUAACAGAUGGGUAUCUGAAAUAUCAUCCUUAAACAAGAUACACAUUCCUCGCUGGAUUGGAAUUUCUGCUACUUCUCACAUGACUAUCCAUGUCUUUUGCGAUGCUUCGGAAAAGGCCUAUGGAGCCGCAAUAUACAUUUGUUUCACUGAGCGUAACGAAAGAAAGGUUCGCCUAGUUUGCAGUCGCAAUAGACUUUCUCCACUUAAAAAGGUGACACUUCCACGGUUAGAACUUUUGGCAGCCUUACUAGGAGCUCGUUUACUUCACUAUUUUUGCAAAGAAACUGGUUUAGAAAAUCAAACAUCAACACUUUGGAGUGAUUCAACUGUUGUAUUAAGUUGGAUAAGAAAUGAUCCUAAUCGAUGGAAAACAUUCGUAUGUAACCGAGUCACUGAAAUUCUUCAAUACACUUUUCCAGCGCAGUGGCGACAUUGCCCAGGCACACAGAACCCAGCAGAUCAUCUCUCCCGUGGUGUAUUCCCAGCAGAAUUACCAUAUCUAGAAACUUGGUGGAACGGCCCAAGUUGGUUAGCACAAAUUUCAGGCGCCUGGCCAGUCCAAAACAUUUUGACAAAUGAAGAAAAAUUAUUAAUGGAUAUAGAAGCUCGUCAAGUAAAGAACCAAACAUUGUGUACAUCGACUAUCCAAACUUUAAUCGAUAUAUCUCGCUUCAGUUCAUACACAAAACUCUUGAGAAUUACAGCUUGGAUUUAUCGUUUUCUGAACAACUGUAAAGGUCGACAACAUUUUACUUCAGAAUUGACGGCUGAUGAGCUGAAUAAGGCAAGAAACUAUUGGAUUUCAGUUGUACAGAAACAGAGUUUUUCUGUAGAAAUCAACGCACUAGAGCAUAAUCGUUCCUUACCUAAAUCCUCAAAAAUUUCUCGGUUUCGCCCAUUUCUAAAAGAUAACAUUUUACGACUUGGUGGUAGGCUACAAUUCGCACGAAUAUCAGUUGAACAAAGACACCCAAUACUACUGGAGGGAUCUCAUUAUUUUGUGCACUUGUUGAUUAGACACACGCACAUUCGUCUACAUCAUUUGGGUGUUCGUGUAGUCCUUUCAGAAUUACGCUCCGAGUUUUGGAUACUCCGUGGUCGUCAAGCCAUCAAGCGAGUGAUUAAAACCUGUUUACCGUGCAAACUGUCUCAUGCUUUAAGUUCUAAUGAAAUAGAAGCCCUCUUCCAGCUGACCGACUUACUCCUUGUAUGA
Argiope bruennichi is the source of this 3876-nucleotide messenger RNA. RefSeq lists its product as uncharacterized. The record is from RefSeq and is a predicted model, not a curated record. The transcript has 2 exons. Gene Ontology annotation, molecular function: nucleic acid binding. NCBI's taxonomy places the organism in Eukaryota, Metazoa, Arthropoda, Arachnida, Araneae, Araneidae. Bases 1 to 3876 code for a protein of 1291 amino acids.